GGUUGUGCAGUGGCCCUCGCCGGCGUGGGCGCUUAUGCCGCCGCCCAGGCUUUCGUGGCCCCGACCGCCCCACAGGUGCAGGAGCAGCGUGAGGUGCGCCAGUUGAGGCAGCAGGCCGCCGCAAGCGUGACCUCCACCACCUCAUCAGCAGCUGCCCUUGCUCUGGGCGCGGCUGGUGUUGCAGCCGCUGCCGCACAGGCCGGCAAGCGAACUCAGCGCCGAUGCCAGGUCGUCCGCCAGGCCACAGCGGUGGCUGAGAAGACCUUCACCAAGAUGCCGGCAUCGGUGAAGCCCGGCGUCGUCACCGGUCAGGCUUUGGUGGACCUGCUGAACUACGCCAAGGAGAACGAGUUCGCGAUUCCGGGAGUGAACGUGGAGCCUUUGGAGGAGAACAUCUCCAUCUGCAAGAAGUACUUGGAGCGCAUGUCGAAGGUGGAUCUUCUCUUGGAGAUGGAGCUGGGUGUGACUGGUGGUGAGGAAGACGGAGUGGACAACACCGAUGUGGACUCCUCCAGGCUUUACACCCAGCCUGAGGAGGUGUGGCAGGUCUACGAGACCCUGUCUGCCGUGCCCAACGGCAGGUUCACCGUGGCGGCAGCCUUCGGCAAUGUCCACGGCGUCUAUGCCCCUGGCAACGUGAGCCUGAAGCCAGUGAUCCUGCACAACACCCAGAAGUUCAUCAAGGAGAAGCUUGGCACCGACGACGACAAGCCGGUGUCUUUCGUGUUCCACGGAGGCUCAGGCUCUUCCUUGGAGGACAUCCGCUAUGCCAUCGAGGCUGGCGUCAUCAAGAUGAACAUCGAUACCGACACUCAGUGGGCUUUCUGGGACGGCAUGAACGAGUACCAGAAGAAGAACAAGGACUACCUCCAAGGCCAGAUCGGCAACCCUGAGGGACCAGAGAAGCCCAACAAGAAGUACUACGACCCUCGCAUGUCCCUCCGAGCGGGUGAGGAGACGAUGGCAGACCGCUUGGUGAAGUGCAUGGAGGACUUGAAGUGCAUCGACCGUCUGUAG
This is a messenger RNA of Symbiodinium sp. CCMP2456, 1017 nucleotides long. The record is from the annotation of a GenBank genome assembly. NCBI's taxonomy places the organism in Eukaryota, Dinophyceae, Suessiales, Symbiodiniaceae.